Molecule: messenger RNA, 2075 nt
Organism: Moneuplotes crassus
Lineage: Eukaryota; Ciliophora; Spirotrichea; Euplotida; Euplotidae
Source: the annotation of a GenBank genome assembly
AUAAACUUUGAAGUAUGGGCUGGUUUAGAAAUAGGGUGGACUUUUCGAGACUGAUAGUUAUGGCAGUUAUGGUGAUAGUCAUGAAUGGGCUUUGUAGAGCACAAGAGAAUGAGUGACUCGCAGCUAUAUUGGAGAAAUUGACUAGUGGAAACCAAGCAGAUUUGAUGGCAAUGAUAGUAGGCACUGGGAAAGGACUUAAUGACUUGGGCGAAUACGACCUUUGUAUUAACAAUCCGGAUACCACUUAUGCAACUGUCUCUGCUUUUCCUCUUCCUGCUUAUGUAGGAGUCUGCUUACCCAGUGCUUGUAAUAGCAAACACACUGAGAUUGUAGAAGCAGCUAUUACUCAAAUGGUUCAGCAACAAGGUAUGAAGGCUGAGGGUAAGGUUGAUUUCCCAGACUCAGAACCUCCAAAAGUUACAGCUGGAAAUUGGAUAGGCUUCUUUGGAUUUGGAUUUUUGAUCCUUUUAUGACUCGUCGGGAUAGGAGUAGAAUAUUCUAAUCUCUUCGGAAAAGUGUACAAUGAAGGUAUUGAAGAAUCUAAGCAUGAUAAGGCUUUAGUAGACUCAAAAUAAUAGUCUAGGAAAAUUCUUCCUCUCUUUCUCAUUCUCUAGAAACUUAAGGAAAAUGUUUUGGACUCCUCAAAGGGGUGAUGACUUCCUCAGUGUAUUAAAUGGUUUGAGGGUCAUCAGUAUGGCUUAUAUCAUCUUUGGCCAUAUCCACGAAUCUAUGCAGGGCUUACCAAUUAUUAACCCUGAAGAAGCUCCGAAUCUCAUAAGUAGCUGGUAUGGAGUUUUUGUCAUGGGCGGCUUUUACUCAGUAGACACUUUCUUCUUCCUCUCUGCUUUCUUGGGAGCUUAUUUGAUGACUCCAAAGCUUAUGAAGAUCAAUGUGUUUAAUUUUAUUAUGAUCUAUAUUCACAGAUUCAUUAGGAUCAUUCCUACUCUGGCCCUGUACAUAGCAAUGUUGCUAACAUUUGUAAAUUUUAUGGGAUCAGGCCCAAUUUGGGACACAGUGAAUGUUUUCUUGGUUCAAUCGUGCAAGAAAUAUUGGUGGACAGUCCUGACUUUCUCCAAUAAUUUUUAUCCAGGGACUUCCGAUAUUGGAUGCAUCGGAGUUUUAUGGUAUAUAUCCAACGAUAUGAUGUUCUUCAUAUUCCUUCCUUUUGUUGUUUUUGCUUAUUGUAGGAACAAGUUUAUUGGAUACGUUCUUACCAGUGGGCUAGUUAUGGCAAAUAUGAUCAUUGUAUUUGUCCUCUCUGCUGUUCAUCACCACCCAAUGACAGUUACCAAGGAUAAAAAUUCCACAGAGAUUUACCACAAGCCAUACUCCAGAUUUGGUGCAUACUUUGUAGGAUGCUUGUUUGGCUUCCUGUAUUAUGAGUGGAAGAAGUCAAAAACCACUCCUGAGUAUCAGGGAACUCUCGGUGCUAUUUUCUUCAGCUUUGCCGAGUCCAGAAGGGCUGUGAGGUUAGCCUUCCAUUUUAUCGGAACAGGAAUAGUAUUGUUUCUCGUUAUGAUUACUUAUACAGAAACUAAAGAACCUGGAGAUCUGAUAGUAUGGCCACAGAUUGCAUCAAACUUCUUCAAUGCUUUCCACCGCCCAUUAUUUGUCAUUGGUCUUGCUUUAUUUUUAGUUGGACCAAUAGUAGGAAAGAGCAGAUUCCUCAGAUUUGUAUUAGGCGGAUCUGCAUGGGCUCCUUGGGCGAAAAUAACCUUCAUGGUCUACUUGAUUCACACAACCCUGAUAAUCUGGUUCUACUGCCAAGUAAGACAGGCUCUGUAUAUGACAACAAGAGUGGCUGUCUUUUAUUGGUUUGCUUGCUUCCUCCUAUCAUAUCUGGUUGCUAUACCGAUUACAUUAUUGAUUGAGUCUCCAAUUUUACAAUUUGAAAAAUUGCUUUUAUUCGCAACACCACCAAGGAAGACAAAUCUCCAAAAAAUUGAAGAAGAGUUAGAAGCCAAGGUUGGGCUGUUAAACCCUGAUCAGAUUCAUAGCAAAGAGUCUAAAAUGAACGACACCAAGGCUGACUAAAUCAUUUCUGAAGUAAAUCCUAAUUAUAUCUGGUCAUCUUC